Didymodactylos carnosus is the source of this 274-nucleotide messenger RNA. Lineage: Eukaryota; Metazoa; Rotifera; Eurotatoria; Philodinida; Philodinidae. The record is from the annotation of a GenBank genome assembly.
AUGUGCCGAAUGUCGAUUGAAUCGCGUCGUCGUCGUCGUGUUCGUUCAUCAUUUGCCAUUCAUUAUUCUAUUAUACCUGUUUCGUUAGACGAUCGUUUUGCUAUAAUUAAUUGUACAACAAAAACUCAAGUAUCCUAUGAAAUGAUUGACUGGUAUUUCAAAAAUCGUGUCAUAUGGCAACGUGGAAAAACUGUUUAUAAACGUUAUAAGAAUCUUGUUUUGUCACAGUAGUUAUAUACUGUAUUUAUUCGUUACUCCUCUUCACUUCUGAACU